GAAAAAGGUAUAAACCUGACCCACAUUGAGUCCCGACCUUCCCGUCUCAACAAAGAUGAGUAUGAAUUCUUCAUUAACUUGGAAGGAAAGAAUGUCCCUGCAUUGGACAAUAUCAUCAAGUCCUUGAGAAAUGAUAUUGGAGCAACAGUCCACGAGCUUUCACGAACAAAGAAGAAGGAUACUGUGCCAUGGUUCCCAAGAAGUAUCCAGGAGCUGGACAGGUUUGCCAAUCAGAUCCUAAGCUAUGGAGCAGAAUUGGAUGCUGAUCAUCCUGGUUUCAAAGAUCCUGUGUACCGAGCCCGAAGGAAGGAGUUUGCUGAUAUUGCCUACAACUACAGACAUGGUCAACCUAUUCCUCGAGUCACCUACACAGAAGAAGAAAAGAAAACAUGGGGAACUGUCUUCAGAGAGCUGAAGAGUCUCUAUCCAACUCAUGCUUGUUAUGAACACAACCAUGUGUUCCCAUUGCUGGAAAAGUACUGUGGCUACCGAGAGGACAACAUUCCCCAGCUUGAAGAUAUUUCAAAGUUCUUGCAGACCUGCACUGGAUUCCGCCUGCGUCCUGUUGCAGGCUUGCUCUCCUCCCGGGAUUUCCUGGCUGGACUGGCCUUCCGUGUCUUCCACUCUACGCAGUAUAUUCGCCAUGCAUCCAGACCCAUGUACACACCAGAGCCGGAUAUUUGUCAUGAGCUCCUAGGGCAUGUGCCUCUCUUUGCCGAUCCCAGUUUCGCUCAGUUUUCCCAGGAAAUUGGACUGGCAUCUCUGGGAGCUCCAGAUGAUUUCAUCGAGAAACUUGCCACGGUUUAUUGGUUUACAGUGGAGUUUGGACUAUGUAAGGAAGGUGAUUCACUGAAGGCAUAUGGUGCAGGACUGCUGUCUUCGUUUGGGGAGUUGCAGUACUGUUUAUCAAGUAAGCCUGAGAUUCAGCCUCUUGUCCUGGAGAAGACUUCUGUGCAGAAGUAUCCUGUUACUGAGUUCCAGCCUGUCUACUAUGUUGCUGAAAGUUUUAAAGAUGCAAAAGAAAAGCUAAGGAAAUUUGCUCAAACAAUCCCUCGUCCUUUCUCCGUUCGUUACAAUCCAUACACCCAGAGGAUUGAAGUCUUGGACAAUGCAAAACAGCUGAAGAACUUAGCUGACACUAUCAAUAGUGAGAUUGGGAUACUUUGCAAUGCCCUCCAGAAGAUAAAAUGAAGAUUUGCAGUAACUUGUUAUUCAUUGGCUACUGACUAGAAGAUGCCAUGUGCAAAUGAUGGUCUUCAUCUAGCCUCAGUUUAUUAUCUUCCUGUGUACUGCAUGAAUACUUAAUGUUAUAUAUCUUAAUUAUUAUAGAUUAGCAGAGAAAUAGACAUCUGCAGGUGACCUUUGACUCUUUUGGCCUUCAGAUACUAAUCUGUUUUUUCUCACUAAUGCAUAGAAAUGAC
Messenger RNA from Merops nubicus (carmine bee-eater), 1421 nucleotides. RefSeq names its product phenylalanine hydroxylase (gene PAH). Gene Ontology annotation, biological process: L-phenylalanine catabolic process; L-tyrosine biosynthetic process. The transcript is spliced from 11 exons. Gene Ontology annotation, molecular function: iron ion binding; phenylalanine 4-monooxygenase activity. The annotation marks the transcript as partial. Lineage: Eukaryota; Metazoa; Chordata; Aves; Coraciiformes; Meropidae. The record is from RefSeq and is a predicted model, not a curated record.